CGCCACCAGGCCAAUCACUCUCCUGGGCCAAUCUCCCCACCCCUGGGUGCACAGCAUGUGCGGUGCUCCGGGUGCCCGAGCGGCUAGCUCUGCCACUGCCUUUCCCAGCCUUGGGUCCCCAGUUGUUAUAGGACUAUACCCUCCAUAAUCCCCUGCCAGUGUGGCCAAUGUUCAAAGAUUAUGAGGGUUGUAGUCAAACUACAUCUAGGAACCCUGAGUCACGGAAUGCUGUUUUGACAGAAAAAGAGGAUAUGCAGCGGAAGUCACAAAAGUGCAAGUGAUUCAUUAGUCAAAAAGUAUGUAGCUUAUUACAUGCUUGAAAUUCAAGCUAGGUUAUCAUAGCUGUCUUCUGGUUCUGAAACCUACAGUUCCAUAUCCAUUAACAGCUUUGAACAUAAAGAGCACUCUGUAACUGAGAAGUGUUGCUACUUUAACAGCACUGUGAAAAAAGAGAGGAAAAGCUGUAGUAAAAACUCCUUGAAAAGAAUUCCAUAUGGCACCGUUUUUAGCAGCACAAGAUUAAACAGCAUCUGUGGGAUGGAGAGCCAUAAAAAGGAAUAGGCUAAAAAUAUGUUUUCAAACCUUUGCAGCCUCUUUAGGUCUGUGAUUUUUACUAACCACUUCAUUCUAACUCCUUAGCCUUUCAUGCUGUUAAAAACACUAUUGCAUUUAUUAUUGUCCCCCCCCCCCUUACUUAUAUAAGUAUAUUCUACAAGGCUUAUCUACAUCCAUGGCAGGAUUGUUCAGAAACGAGUUUAGAUUUGUAUAGAUCUGUACAUGUUAAUGCAUGUGAAGUAAAUGUUAGCAUGGCCACCGCCCAUGCUGAUGGGAGCUGUAGUUCAGGAGUUUCUGGAGAGCCACAGGCCCCUUACCCCUCGUGUAUUACAUUUGAAUAUGGAAGACACCUGCUUAGCUGUAAUGCCUAAUGCCACAGGUAUUGGUGGAUGAAUACUUCUUACCAGUUUGGUACUUUUAGAAAAUCCUUUAAACUGGUGGCUGUCUUAACAUUUUGUGGGAAUCAACUUAAUUUCUGGGGUGGUUUCAGGAGGAUUGGAAUUCUGAUUUUAUAUAAGAGCCCUUGGUGGCCUUUCUUUCUUUUUCUACACCUACUCCCCCUGGGCCUAGGAUUUUUUGUGUGGUCUGCUUUCCUUUCACUUAAAAUGUUAACAGGUAUGUCUUACUUAGAUUGCAACAAAAUGCCAGCAAAUAGAUUAAAUGCCGAUAAAGAUCAGGCUGCCUCUUCGAGGCACUGAAGGCUCAAGCCUGGGAUUUCAGGGGACUUAGUAACAGACUGUUAAUACCCUCCCCCCCAGAAGAGCUUGAAGUUGUACCAGUGUUGCUAAGUGUUAAAAUAGCAUCUCAUUUAGGAGAUGAGAUGGCACAGGCCAGAUUGGUUGUCUUAAUUAACAUUUCAGGGUUAGGCUUAGAAGCAAAAUGAGAUUUUUUAACACAGCAGUCUUCACACUCCUUUGUUUCCCACUUAGUAUCCUGAUGUUAGUGGGACGCGGGUGGCACUGUGGUUUAAAACACAGAGCCUAGGACUUGCCGAUCAAAAGGUCGGCAGUUCGAAUCCCCGCAAUGGAGUGAGCUCCUGUUGCUCGGUCCCAACUCCUGCCCACCUAGCAGUUUGAAAGCACGCCAAGUGCAAGUAGAUAGAUAGGUACCGCUCCGGUGGGAAGGUAAACAGCGUUUCCAUGCUCUGGUUCGCCAGAAGCGGCUUAGUCAUGCUGGCCACAUGACCUGGAAGCUGUAUGCCAGCUCCCUCGGCCAGUAAAGCGAGAUGAGCGCCGCAACCCCAGAGUCGUCCGUGACUGAACCUACCAGUCAGGGGUACCGUUACCUUUAUUCUGGUGUUAAUAGUUUGUUUUAGUUAAGGUUUGAACACAGGCGCAAGCAAACCUGGAGUGUAGUGCACUGGUCCUCACUUAUUUUUCUUGUAGACUGUUUGAGAGUUCCUGAGGGUCUCAGUGGCCCACUUUGUAAAUGUUUUGAUUGUUUUACAAAUCAUUUUUUUUGUAAAAUCUUUUUAUUAUUUUUUUCAAAAAGAUAAUGAAAUAAAGAUAAAAAACCCAAACCACUACCUAACAUUUAUACUUCUAAUUAAAAAUCCUACUAUUUUACAAACCUUCUUUUGAGGUUCUUUAAACCUCAAGACUUCCUUCCACCCCCUUCUACUGGUUCUUUACAUCUCACAUCAUUCUCUGCAUUUUGUUAUCAUUUUUAUCCACUUGUUACACCUUUACAUUCUCUAAUUCCUUACUAACAAGUGCUUAAUCUAAAUCUGCCAAUGUACCAACUUGUUUACAGUAUUUCUGCAUGUACGCAAUAAAUUCCCCCCAUUCUUUUUUAAACUUCUCAUUGUCAGAGUCUCUGAGUUUUGCCCUCAGUUUUGCCAUUUCUGCAUAGUCUAUAUGUUUUAUUUGCCAUUCUUCUAUUAUUGGCAGCUGUUGUUCUUUCCAUCUUUGGGGUAACAGGAUCCAGGCUGUUUUUGUGGCUAAAUGACUAAACAACAACAAAGUUCAGUUACCCGCUUGGCUGAGUGGAAUAAGAGCAUCAAGGAGUAAAAAUUCAUUGGAAAACGUCCCAUAAGACUUUGGCCAUAUCAUUUCCUCUCAGCCUAAUCUACCUAACAGGGCCGUUUUGAAGAUAAAGUUGGGUUGGGAGAGAACCUCGUAUUCCUGGGUGUGUGGGGAGAGGGAUCCCUUUUCAGUCUGAAGACCAUAUUUCAUCUGGCAACCUUCAGAGGGCCCCAAUGCUAGUGGUGACUGGGGCCAGAGACAAACAUGAAUUUUACUUUCAGUUUCUACAAACCCUCUCACACCCCUCUGUGUUCUUCCUCCAGACAAGUGAGAGGCAUUAUCAUAGUUCCCGGGCACACCCUAGCCAGGCGUGGUCUGGGGAGAGUUGCAAAAUGUGACAACCAUAAAACAAAAACCAUCUCCUGCUGAAAUAUUGUGGGUGAUGCUGCAACAACUUGAGAGCACUUCGUUUUAUUGAUGAUUACCUGUUGCCUCCUACUUCCCUGCCCAGCAAUGUGCUUGAAAGGCAGAAAUAGGCAAGAACAUGCUGAUCUGCAAGCUGGUUAGCUACAAAUAAUCACUGUGUCUUUUUGGAGAGAGAGAAUAAGAAAGCACAUUGGAACGUAAGAGUUUGAAAUGCUGCACAUAUAUUAACUCUCCAGUCUCAAGAAGCCAAGGAGUUCCUGGCUCACCACUAUAAUUUAAGCUAUUUAGCUGCACCAACUCCCCAGACAUAUUGAUGAAGGCAUUGAGCAUAAAAGUAAGAUGGCAUAUCCUUCCUUACGAACUGGAGAAUCGACUCAAGAUAACAAAGGAUAUGAUUCAGUGGAAGUUAAGCAGUUAAAUCAUGUUGAUUUCAGCUGGAAAGGAUAAUUUUCCUAUCUAUCACCUCAAAAUGCCCCAAAUUAGUUUUAGAACCUCUUCACUUCACUUUGUGGUAGGACACAGUCAAUGGAAUUGGCACAUUUCAUGAGUCUCAAUGAUUUCAGCAGAAGUUAGCUCUGACUCUCUUUUGCUGCACAUUAGAUCUUUUAAUUUAUCAUUUGGGUGUUUAUUAUUUCUUUUUUUAAAAUUGGUUGAGCAUUUGGCUUUGUAGCAUUUGGCUUGCAUUUUUAUUGCAUUUGAGAAUUGCUACGGCAGGUUUAUAAGGCUAUAAAUUUGAAUUAUACUGGUAAGCAUGUUUGAUGCCUGUUUUUCUGGUGUUGAUUUGUUUAUUUACCCAAUGUGGUAUAUAGAAGAUUUUAUAUAAGGGAAGCAGAUCACAAAGCUGGCUAUUUGAUAAAGGUUUUGAGAAAUCCACUUUCUCUAUCAUACAGACUCUGGAUCAUGAAAUAGGCUCUGAAAUACCCUGUAAAAUCAAAGGCUAUUUUGUUUAAUUCUUCUGCUUUGGGAAUCCUCUACUGCAUCAGCGCACUCUCUGAACCUGGUGCCCUCCAGAUGUUAUUGGAUUAAAACUUUGAUCAUCUCUGACCAUUGUCUAUACUGGUUGGGUCUGAUGGGAGUUGGAGUCCAAUAACAUUUGGAGAGCAACAGGUUUGGGAAGGCUGCUUUAGACACAGGCCAGGGCUGGCCACCCAGCAUCCCUUCAGAUACUGUUGGACUCCAACGCCCAUCAGUCCCAACGGUCAGAUUUGCUGAGAGUUGCAGUCAAGCAACAUCUUUAGGGCUCUUCUUACCUUUGUAUAGUAAGCUACAUUCUAGCCACGCAAAAGUCUGCAUGUACACACCCACAGCCACACACUCUUCCAUUCUCUCACUUGCUAAGCAGGUGGCGUGAUCACAGUUCAAUGACACAUUUCAGCCGGGCAAAAACACCUGGGUGUGUGGAGCAGGGCUGAUGAGGGGUGUGGCCUUAGGAGAAGAGCUUGGCCUUGGUAAAGUCCUACAGACUACACAUCCAGUGCCUGACAUUCUGCACCCCUGAAUUAUAGCCUUAAUUUCCACUAGGGAACUGAAUUCAAAAGUCUGUAGUACAUGAUUUUAUGAUGGGAAGAAGGUUCUCCCAGAGUCUAGUAACUACGUAAAGUUCAAAGGGCAAGAGUAGAAAGCAGCCUUGGAAGUGCAUUCGUGGGGGGGGGGAUAGAUUUUCAAAAAGAAUGCAUUCUUUGCCUGUAUUUGGUUGGGCGACAUUCAGUAGCAUGUAGAUACUUGGCUCCUCAGAGAACUGCAUAUUCAGUGUUCACAGUGGCUGAAAUGAAUCCUGCACAAAUGAGACAGGCCGCUUAAAUCUCAUUGAACUGAAUGGCUUGGGAGCAGCUUCUGUGUAGGAUUUCUGCCCAUGGAAGUUUACUAGAAAGAGGAGGUAGAGAUUCUUUGGAAGGGAACUGAGAUUUUGUCCGAGUACACAUCAGCCGCUUAAAAUGCAAUAAGGUUGUUUCUCGGCACAUUUGUAUUAUUUAUUUAUUUAUUUAUUUAUUUAUUAUUAUUUUUAAAAUAUUUUUAUUGAUUUUCCACAAAAAGGAUUAACAAAAUUUUUAAAGCAAUAUAAAAGAAAAAGGAGAAAAACAAAAGUACAGAAUACAAAAAUACAAAAGAAAAACAAAAAAUAGAAAAUAUAAAGCAUUACAUCUUAUCUUCCUCACAGUGUAAGUUGGGACCUCCUCGGGUUCCCGUCCCUGUGGUUCUUAUAUACAUUUCCAAGUAGCAAAUUCUACAUCCAAAUAAUCACCUUUUAAAAUACAUCUCUUUUUUCCCUUUUAAAUAACCUCUUCAAAUAUUCCACAGUUUUAUUUACCACUUAAUUUCUAAUCUAAAAUAUUACUUUAGCAUACUUUUUAAAAUACAAUUUAAAAUCUUUCCACUCUUCUUCCAUCGCUUGUUCUCCCUGGUUGCGGAUUCGUCCGGUCAUCUCAGCCAGUUCCAUGAAUUCCAUCAUCUUCAUCUGCCAUUCGUCAAUCGUUGGUAAUGUUUGCUGCUUCCUGUAUUUACCAAUCAAAAGCCUCGCUGCUGUGGUGGCAUACAUAAAAAAAGAUACCUUCUUCUUAGGGAUUUCCUUUCCUACAAUGCCCACUAGGAAUGCCUCUGGUUUCUUAACAAAUGUGCUUUUCAGCACUUUCUUAAGUUCAUUAUAAAUCUUAUUCCAGAAGUCAUUCACUAGUGGACAUGUCCACCACAUGUGGUAAAAUGAACCUAUUUCUUUCUUACAUUUCCAACAUUUGUUAUCAUGGUUGUGGUAUAUCUUUGCUAAUUUUACUGGUGUAAGAUACCAUCUAUACAUCAUCUUCAUUAUAUUCUCCUUUAAUAAACUACACGCAGUAAACUUAAUAUUCUCCUUCCACAACUUUUCCCAUUCCUCAAUCAUGAUGUUAUGUCCCACAUCCUUUGCCCACAAAAUCAUAGCAUUUUUUGUUUGUUCAUCUUUCGUAUGCCACUCUAGCAACAGUUUAUACAUUCUGGAAAGUGUUUUCGUCUUAGGUUCUAAUAGUUCUGUUUCCACCUUUGACUUCUCUGUUUGAAAACCAAUUACUCUAUCCAUUUUAAACACUUCAUUUAUCUGAUGAUAUUGGAGCCAAUAAUCUAAUUUACCUUUCAACUCCUCAUAUGUUUUUAACUUAAAUUGGUCUCCAUCUUCAAUCAAUAAAUCUCUAUAUUUCGGCCAACCGGUCUCCGUAUUUAACCUUUUACGAGCCUUGGCCUCCAAGGGUGAAAUCCAUUUAGGUGUUUUCCUUUCUAAUAAAUCUUUAUAUCUGGACCAAACCUUAUACAGUGAAUUUCUAAUUAUAUGCCUUUUAAAGCCUCUGUGGGCUUUCACUUUAUCAUACCAUACAUAUGCAUGCCAACCAUAUACAUUGUCAUAACCUUCUAAAUCCAAAAUAUCUGAAUUUUCCAGUGUAAACCACUCUUUCAACCAACAAAAGGCAGCUGCUUCAUAGUAAAUUUUAAAACCAGGCAGGGAGAAGCCUCCUCUUUGCUUAUCAUCUGUCAGUAUCUUAUAUUUAAUUCUUGGCUUCUUCCCUUGCCAUAUGAAUUUCGAUAGCACCUUUUGCCAUUCCUUAAAACAAUUCAGCUUUUCAAUUAUUGGCAGUGAUUGAAACAUAAACAACAUCUUUGGCAAUACAUUCAUCUUAACAGUUGCUAUACGGCCCAACAGAGACAAUUUCAAUUUGGUCCAAAUUUCUAAAUCUUUCUUAACUUCAUUCCAUAAUUUGACAUAAUUAUCUUUAAACAGAUUCAAGUUUUUAGAAGUCAUGUUAACACCAAGGUAUUUCACUUUCUUGACAAAAGAUAGACCAGUUGCUUCUUGUAAUUUUUCUCUCUCCUCAAUAUUCAAAUUUUUAUCUAAUACUUUGGUUUUUUAUUUGUUCAGUUUGAAGCCUGCUACCCUUCCAAACUCUUGAAUUACUUCCAGUGCCCUCUGUGCACUGGACUCUGGGUCCUGCAAAGUUAAUACCAAAUCAUCAGCAAAGGCUUUAAGUUUAUAUUGUUUCUUCCCUACAGUCACACCUCUUAUUUCAUCGUCUUUUCUAAUCCUAUCGAGCAAGACUUCCAGGACCGAUAUAAAAAGUAAAGGAGAGAGGGGACACCCUUGUCUUGUACCUUUUUCAAUUCUAAUUUCUUCUGACACCAUAUUAUUCACAAUUAUCUUAGCUUUUUGCUCGGAAUAGAUUGCCUUUACUCCAUUCAAAAAAUUCUUGCCCAUCCCCAUUUUUUCUAAAUUCCUUUUUAAAAACAACCAUGAAAUAUUGUCAAAAGCCUUCUCUGCAUCUAUAAACAUCAAAAUAGCUUUUUUGUUUAUUUUCUACUCCAGCAUUUCCAAAAUAUCCACUACAUUCCUAAUGUUAUCCUUCAUAUGCCUCCCCGGAAGGAAGCCAGCUUGAUCGUGGUGAAUAAAAUCUUUCAAAACCUUUUUCAAUCUGGAGGCUAGAAUGUUGGCAAAUAUUUUGUAAUCCACAUUAAGUAGGGAGAUUGGGCGAUAAUUUUUAACUUGCGAUCUAUCCGUGUCCGGUUUCGGUAUCAGCGUGAUGUAGGCCUCUUUCCAAGAUUCGGGAGCCUCUCCUCCGUUCAAGAUUUCAUUACAUAAGUCUUUCAAAGGUUGGACUAACCAGUCCUUCAUUGUCUUAUAAUAAGCAGCUGUAAGGCCAUCCGGUCCUGGGGUCUUGCCCGACUGCAUUUGUUGUAUCGCAUAUUCCACUUCUUGCAUUGAUAUCUGUUGGGAGAGUAGGGAUUUUUUUUCCUCUGGGAUUUCAUGCAGUCCGAAUUUAUCCAAGAACUGCUCCACCUCAUCUUUAUUUUGAUUUUCUUGCUUGUACAGUUGUUUAAAAUACUUUUGAAAGCAUUUUUGUAUCUCUGUCGGGUGCUCCAGAUGUUUCCCGUCUUGCACAAGAUUUGUGAUAGUAUUCAAUUUCUGCCUCUUUUUCAAUUGCCAUGCCAGUAAUUUUCCACAUUUAUUUGCUGAAUCAAAUGAUUUCUGUUUCAUCCAUUUAAUUUUUGAUUCAAUUUCUUGGUUCAUCAAUUGAGAAAAUUGGGUUUGCAAUGCCUUGAUUUCUUUCUGAACCUGUUGAUUCUUAGGAUUUCCUCUCAAUUUCCUUUCUUUUUCUUUCAUCUGGUUUAAAAUCCUUUCUUUAUUCGCAUUGCUUUCUUUUUUCUUUAUUGCAUUCUGUUGGAUUAGAAAUCCUCUCAUCACUGCUUUACUGGCAUCCCAAACAGUUUUUUUCUCAAUUGUGGUCCUCAGGUUUAUAUCAAAAUAGUCUUUCAAUGUUUUUUGGGCUUUCUCCACUAUUUUCUCGUUUCUUACUAAAGCAUCAUUCAUUCUCCAUCUGAAAGUUCCCUGAAGAGAUAUCUUUAAAUCCAAUAGUACAGCAUUAUGAUCGGAGCAAGUUCUUGGACAAAUUUCAACGUCAUUUAUUCUUGGUCCUAGCUCUCUUGUAAUCCAUAUGUAGUCGAGGCGACUCCACAAUUGUUUGGAAUUUGAGAAAAAAGUUUGGUCUUUUUCCAAUGGAUUUUUCAAUCUCCAAGUGUCAAUCAGAUCAAAAUUUUUGAUCAGUUCGAAGAAAGACUUCGGCAGUCUUCCUUCGUUGGUACAAGUCUGUCUUUGUGAUCUGUCCAUUAGCGUAGAGACCACUCCAUUCAAGUCUCCCAUCAAGCACAGUUUAUAAUCCAAAUAGUCCAAGAGUUUAUCAUGUAGCUUCUUGAAAAAUUCCGAUUUUCCUUUAUUUGGUGCAUAAAUUCCCAGAAUUAAGAUUUUUUCGCCUUGCGAUGAUAUUUCCACUGCAACGUAUCUUCCUUCUUCAUCCUUGAAUAUUAAUUUCGGCUUUAAUUUCUCUUUAACAUAGAGCACCACUCCCCGCUUCUUAACAUCAUCUGAAUAGAUGAAUUCUUCACCCAAUUUCUUAUUAUGCAAAAGUCUUUGAUGAGCUCUUGUGACAUGUGUUUCCUGGAGGCAUAUUAUGUCUAAUCUUUGUUUUGCUAGGAUAUGGUGUACUUGAUUCCUUUUCCGUUUCGAAUUCAAUCCAUUGGAAUUCCAUGACAAAAUCCUCAGUGACAUCUUAAAUUGCAGCCGCCGCACCUGCUCCCAAAAAAGAAUCUGAGUCUAGCUCAAUUGUUUGUCCUGGUUGGCCUGGAGUGGAGGUUGAGAGGCCGGGUCUUAAAAACUCUCUCUCGUGGUUCUGGAGAAAUUCCUUCUUCUGUUGCACUGACUUGAUCUUAAUCUUCUUCUGUUGGAAUUGGAAAUUCAGGCCCUCCAGAAAUUCCCACUUAUAAUUAAUUCCGUGUCUCUUCAGGAUGGCUACCAGAUCAGAGUAUUGAGGUCUCAGGUCCAAAAUAUUAUUAUUAUUAAUAAUACCCCGCCCCUCUGGCUGGGUUUCCCCAGUCACUCUGGGUGGCUUCCAAUAAAAUAUUAAAAAUACAAUAAAACAUCAAACAUUUAAAACCUCCCUAAACAGUGCUGCCUUCAGAUGUCUUCUAAAAGUCAGAUAGUUCUUUAUUUUUCUAUAUUUCUAUAUUUCUUUCUUUUCUAGGAGGAGUUUUUCACUUCACCCAGUCAGCAUGCAGAGUAGAUUUUGAAGCAAGGCUAACACCCUUUACAGGACCCUGCAAAUCAAAAAUGUGGACGCAAGAAAACAGUGUCCUUCAGCAGCAUGCCAUCGGAAAAGAAAAUAAGCAGCGCCAACGACUGCAUCAGCUUCAUGCAGGCUGGUUGUGAACUGAAGAAAGUCCGGCCAAACUCCCGUAUUUAUAAUCGUUUUUUUACCCUGGACACUGACUCACAAGUGCUUCGCUGGGAACCAUCUAAGAAAGAUCCUGACAAGGCCAUACUUGAAAUUUCCGCUGUGAAAGAGGUCCGGUUAGGGAAAAACACAGAAACAUUCAGAAACAAUGGGCUAGCAGAUCAAAUUUCCGAAGACUGUGCCUUCUCUAUAAUUCAUGGGGAGAAUUAUGAGUCACUGGACCUUGUUGCCAAUUCAGCAGACGUGACCAACAUUUGGGUGUCGGGUUUGAGGUACCUGGUUUCCCGUGCCAAACAGUGCCUGGAUUUGAUAGAAGGUAGCCAGGAUACUCCACGUUUUGCAUGGCUAAAGUCUGUGUUUGAAGCCGCGGAUGUCGAUGGUAAUGGGAUCAUGUUGGAAGACACAGCUGUAGAAUUAAUAAAGCGGCUGAACCCUGCCUUAAAGGAGUCAAAGAUCAGGUUAAAAUUUAAGGAAAUCCAGAGAAGCAAAGAGAAGCUAACGACCCGUGUAACAAAAGAGGAAUUUUGCGAAGCAUACAUUGAGCUUUGCACUAGACCCGAAGUUUAUUUUUUGCUGGUGCAAAUAUCUAAAAACAAAGAAUACUUAGAUGCCAACGAUCUCAUGCUUUUUUUAGAAGCUGAGCAAGGGCUGGCACAAGCAACGGAAGAAAUGUGUCUUGAUAUUAUUCAAAGGUAUGAAUUUUCGGAGGAAGGGCGGUUGCAGGGUUUUCUGGCAAUUGAUGGAUUUACUCAGUAUUUGCUGUCCCUGGAAUGUGAUAUUUUUGAUCCUGCACAUAAAAAUGUUGUCCAAGAUAUGACCCAGCCUUUAUCACAUUACUAUAUUAAUUCAUCUCACAAUACUUACCUAAUAGAAGACCAGGUGCGAGGGCCAGCUGAUAUUAAUGGUUAUGUCAGGGCACUGAAGAUGAGCUGUCGAUGUAUUGAACUGGAUGUGUGUGAUGGUCCAGAUAAGGAGCCCAUCAUCUGCAAUCGUAACAGCAUGACGUCACCUCUACCUUUUCAAUGUGUCAUUGAGGUGAUCAACAAAUUUGCCUUUGUUUCAUCGCAGUACCCUCUUAUUCUUUGCUUGGGAAACUACUGCUCCAUACAGCAGCAGAAGGUUAUGGUUGAACAGAUGAAGAAGAUUUUUAGAAACAGGCUCUAUAACGAUAUGCCACUGCAGUCAGAAGCAUACCUCCCAUCUCCAGAGAAACUGAAAAUGAAGAUUAUCAUCAAAGGGAAGAAGCUGCCUGAAAAUGAGGAUUUAUUAGAGGGAGAAGUCAGUGAUGAAGAUGAAGAAGCUGAAAUAUCUCGAAGAAUAUCUGAAGGGUCGGUGGAGGCGCCCAAGAUGACUUGGUUAUGCAAGGAGCUGUCUGACCUGGUGUCUAUAUGCAGAGCUGUCAGAUUCAAAAAUUUUGAGCACUCAAUGAAAAGUCAGAAUUACUGGGAAAUCUGUUCCUUUAGUGAAGCAGAGGCUAGCAGAAUUGCAAAUGAGUGCCCGGAGAACUUUGUAAAUUACAAUAAGAAAUUUCUGUCUCGAAUAUACCCUAGUGCCAUGAGAAUAGAUUCCAGUAACUUAAAUCCGCAGGAUUUUUGGAACUGUGGUUGCCAGAUAGUGGCCAUGAAUUAUCAAACACCAGGGCCGAUGAUGGAUUUACAUACAGGUUGGUUUCUACAAAACGGAGGAUGCGGUUAUGUUCUUAGACCUUCUGUUAUGCGAGAAGAAGUUUCGUAUUUCAGUGCGAAUACAAAGGGCAUAGUUCCAGGGGCCUCUCCUCAAGUUCUGCAUGUCAAAAUCAUCAGUGGGCAGAAUUUUCCAAAGCCAAAAGGAGCCUGCGCCAAGGGGGAUGUCAUAGAUCCUUAUGUGUUCCUAGAAGUCCAUGGUAUUCCUGCAGACUGUACAGAACAGCGAACUAAAACCGUUCAGCAAAACAGUGAUAACCCCAUUUUUGAUGAGAGCUUUGAGUUUGAGAUAAACCUACCAGAGCUUGCAAUGGUCCGUUUUGUUGUGCUGGAUGAUGAUUACAUUGGAGAUGAGUUCAUAGGCCAAUGCGCUAUGCCCCUAGAAUGUAUACAGCCAGGCUAUCGGCACAUACCUUUGCGCUCCUUUGUUGGAGAACUUAUGGAGCAUGUUACGCUUUUUGUGCACAUUGCAAUAACUAACCGAAGUGGUGGAGGGAAGGCCCAUAAACGCAGCCUGACUGAAAGAAUAGGGAUGAAAACAAGAGACUAUACCAUGCUGCGGAACACAAGUCUUAAGAUUGUAGAUGACAUCUUCAAACCAGCGAUACAUCCAUUAAGAGAAGCAACUGAUAUGCGGGAAAAUAUGCAGAAUGCAAUUGUGUCUCUUAAAGAGCUUUGUGGACUCCCACCAAUUACCAAUCUGAAGCAGUGCAUUUUGAUCUUGUCCUCACGCCUUAUGAACAGCGACAAUGUUCCCUCAGUGGCCCUCUGUAUGAAAGACAACUUCCCCUACCUAGAACCUUUGGGGACAUUGACGGAUGUGCAGAAGAAGGUUCUAGCGGCAUAUGACCUGAUGAUUCAAGAAAGCAGAUUCCUUAUAGAAACAUCAGAUGCUGUUUACGACAAGAUAGUUCAGUGCCAGAAAGCAGGAAUGGAACUGCACGAAGAGCUCCAUGACCUGGGAACAAAGGAAGGCUUGAAAGGAAGGAAGCUCAGCAAAGCCAUUGAGAGUUUUGCAUGGGAUAUCACUGUGUUAAAGGGACAAGGUGAUCUACUGAAGAACGCCAAGAACGAAGCCAUAGAGAACAUGAAGCAGGUCCAACUGGCUUGUUUGUCAUGUGGACUGAGCAGAACCGGGAUUGUGGAUGCCAAGUCCAAACGGUGCCUGGAGGCAAUAGAAGAAAAGGAGACUGGCGAUGAGAAUGGGAGGCUGUGAAAGAAGACCAUCGCUGUCUGGCAUGGCAUAUAUUUCAAUAGUCCGAAAUUAUUUUUUUAACACAUUUAAAAAGAAGAAAGAGAAAAGACCGCACUUGAUUGCCCUCUACCGGAUAUCAGAAGUAUUAAAAUACUCACAAUGCCAGUGUUUUAUUUGAGUUCAUUUAUCCAAGUUUAAACUCUUGAAGUAGUGAUAUUUCUAAUAAAUCCAAGCUCUGUGUGUGUGUGUGUGUGUGUGUGUGUGUGUGUGUGUUUGUGUGGGGAGAUCUAGUAAAUGCUCUGUCAUGAAGUUACAUAGUUAGCCCUUUUCCUUAUUUAUUUUGGCAUCUUUGAUCAGAGUUUUAUCCAGUGCUUUUUUUCUUUAAAAAAAAUGUUUAGGGGUACUCUCAUUUUCCUACUCGUAUUGAAAUACUGCUCCCUAAUGAGGAAUCUACUUACCAGUAGAUUCACAAAAUGUUUAGAGGUAUGCAUACCCCUGCAUACCCCCAGAAAAAAAGCACUGGUUUUAUCAUUCUGAAGAUCUUGGUGGAUAGAGAGAAUGCUAACACAUUAGUUUUAAUGCUUCUUUGUACCCUACUGUUGUUUUAGUGGCAGCUUCUAAUAAAAUGUGCUGUUCCAACUAUGUAAUACAGAUUUUACCAGCAGAAGAAAGCACACACAUGAACCUAAUCUUUUAUUGGCAUGGAUGAAUAAUGGAUUCCUCAGCAUAGUGGGAAUGAUAAAUAAUUAAUUUACCUGUUAAAUUUAGUUGAUGAAAUAUUAAACAAUCAGAAUUUUUUUUUGAUAGAUCUCAAUGGGACUUCUGAUGAACAUUCCACUAACUUUUUAUUUAUUUAUUUUGGCUAAUCAUGAUUUGAAAUGCACUCAUAUUAAUAGAAUAAAUUGGCCAUUUUGUUUCAUGCAAUGAAGCCAGGGUUAUAUUUCAGCUCUGCAAAAUUAGGGAUGGAGUAAUUUCCAAGCUUUGGUUAUGAAAUGUGAGAUAUCAAAUAUUCCUUAGACAUAAUAGAAUAUGAAGGUGCUUCUUAGUAACUCUGGAAUGUUUCCCAGCGUCAAUACCUGAAGGAAGUUUAUACAAAAUGUGAGCUUGAGAUAAAACUCAAAGAACGUAAUUCUGCUUACUUUAUUCCUGUGAACAAUCCCACAUAAAAUCAGAGCAAGGGCCAUUUCUCACGAUACAUGUCAAACAUAGGCCUGAAUUCAAAUGGAAGUUACACCUCUGGCUAGGAAUACAAGUAGAGGUAACAUCAUGGAAUGAUGCUACUCAGAAGGACUUGCUGAACUGCAGUUGCUCUGCUGUUCUCAAGCCUUUUCUCUCUAGCGCUAGUUGCGUGUGGGGUUAUUCUCUCAGUGUCUUUUCGUGGAGAGUUGUGAGAAUAAACUCACACAUUUAAUGUGAGAAGCGGGCCUAAGGCAAACACAUAAUAGCCUUAUUUUGCUAUGUCCAAUGAAAAUAGAGCUGGUGGAAGAGAGGGAUGAUCUGAUGAGAGCUGAGUGGUUGAAUGAAACUUUAACCUGACCAGCUAUUGAAAAAUCACAUGAUCAAACUUGCCAUGUUACUAUGUGGAGUGUUAUGCGCAUUGAUGUCAUUAUAUAAAUAAAUACACUAAUUUGCUGGGCUGUGACAAAUCUGACAGUGUGUCAACAGUGAUGCAUGAGUCACAUGACUAUGCCAACGCAAACAUGGCUCCUCCCCAGUCUACUCAAGUCACAUUUCCACUACGCCAGUGUGAUUCGGUGAACAUGAUGUGAAGAAAUUUGACAGAAGGCAUAGUAGCAGAAAUAAAUAGCUUGGGAAAUUUAAUGAUUGCCAGUGAUUCUCAACAUCAUGCUGAAACUGUUGUCUGCUAGGGUCCUGUCUCAUGGUGAAGCUGGAGGACAUAAGCAAACCAAAAACAAAAAUAGUCUUCAUUUUACCAUCCUUCAUAGUGUCUGGCUCAAACAUUCUUAAUGGUGUUCCUAUAUUUCAAUCUUUUCAGUGCUUCAGUAUGUAUCUGCAUUACCUCUAUUAGAAAGUAGUGUUCUAUUGAUAUAAGAGUCUAUAUUUAUUUAAGCAUUGCUUUUGUUUUGAAAAGCUUUUUAAAUUAAUUUGAUUAACAAAUGUGCUGAUUUUACUCAACAAAAAGGCCAAUUGUUGAAAUUUUGACAGUCUGAAAAUCUUGUAUGCAUUAAGUUAUUUUGUUUUAUUUUUCUGAUUCCUUAACACUAUUAUGUUCAUAUUGCACAUUUCUGAGAGAGUAAAGCUAUGGAAAAAAAUGACCCAUGUUUUAAGUCAAUUACUGCACACUGAUGAAAUACAUGUUCAGAAUUUCGCCUUCAAUAGCAUGUGAGCAGUAGGAAAAAUAUAUUAAUUUCACUUUAGAUCAAUCACUAAACAGAGAUACAUGGAAUAUUAUAAGGUUUAACAGACCUACUCAUAAAACUACACCACAAAUUGAGAACAAUUACUGAGAAUGCAUCAGCCCUGGCUUAGUCCUGGCAAACAUGCUGCCGGUUAACUGCUGGUUGAUAUGGUUAAAUCCAACUAAAGCAUCACUUGAUCUUUCUAAAUGAUGAAAUUAGAGCUCAUAUUUUUAUUGGGAGCAAAGUCUUCAGAGCUUUUCUGUCCUCACAUGGAGAUCUUUAAAGGUGGCAAAACGUCUCUCCAUCUUCCAGACGUGCUAGGAUUUAGUCAGGUCAGGACCAUUAUAUUCCGAUUGACAGUUUCAGAACGUGGCUGGGAUAAAGCUAUACAGUGGAACCUCGGUUUAUGAACACCUCGGUUUAUGAAUUUUCGGUUUAUGAACGCCGCGGACCCAUCUGGAACGGAUUAAUUCAUUUUCCAUUACUUUCAAUGGGAAAGUUUGCUUCAGUUUAUGAAGGCUUCAGUUUAUGAACAGACUUCCGGAACCAAUUACACCCAUGCUUCAGUUUAUGAACGCUUCAGUUUAAGUACUCCGCGGACCCGUCUGGAAUGGAUUAAUCCACUUUCCAUUACUUUCAAUGGGAAAGUUUGCUUCAGUUUAUGAACGCUUACUCCGCGGUCCGUCUGGAACGGAUUAAUUCACUUUCCAUUACUUUCAAUGGGAAAGUUCGCUUCAGUUUAUGAACGCUUCAGUUUAUGAACAGAUUUCCGGAACCAAUUGUGUUCAUAAACCGAGGUACCACUGUAUAGGGUAAUGCAGAGCCUUCCUCCUUUGCUAAGGAGUCCACAUGCCUGAGUUGGAUGUAAGCAGGACCCCAUAUGAUGGCAUGGUUUGCCUCCCAAGGGCUGCAGAGCUCUGCACAGGGAGGUAAAAGAACCAAGAGAAGUGAGAACUGCAAUUGCUACUGCUCUUCACUGUAGGGAACAAGCCCGAGAGCUGAACUUGGUGGCUGUAACAAUUCUAGG
This is a messenger RNA of Zootoca vivipara (common lizard), 15949 nucleotides long. The record is from RefSeq and is a predicted model, not a curated record. NCBI's taxonomy places the organism in Eukaryota, Metazoa, Chordata, Lepidosauria, Squamata, Lacertidae.